AUUGCCGGUAAAAUGGGGCAGGGCUAGGGCAGCUCCAUAACGCUUUGCCGAAUCUGAAGCAGUUCAUAUUUGUGAUUGUGAAACAUAGAAAUUACCACUCGAUUAGACCUGGAUUUGACACUAUGGAUCCCAAUCGGAUAAUUCAAGCCCUGAAAGGGACGAUCGACCCCAACCUCCGGAUAGCGGCUGAAAACGAACUCAAUCAGUCGUACAAGAUCAUCAACUUCGCCCCCACUCUGCUUCAGAUCAUUGUGUCUGAACAGGUGGAGUUCCCUGUCCGCCAAGCAGCGGCCAUCUACCUAAAGAACAUGGUGAGCCAGUACUGGCAGGACCGCGAGCCCUCUCUAGGGGAGGUGGUGUUCCCCUUCAACAUCCACGAGAACGACCGCACGCAGAUCAGAAACCACAUCGUGGAGGCCAUCAUCCAGUGUCCCGAGUCCAUCCGUGCCCAGUUGACAGUGUGUUUGCGAGCAAUCAUAAAGCAUGACUUCCCUGGGCGCUGGACGGCCAUAGUGGAUAAGAUCGGCCUGUAUCUGCAGUCUCAGAACAGUGGCAGCUGGUACGGCAGCCUGCUGGCCCUCUACCAGCUUGUCAAGACCUACGAGUAUAAGAAGGCGGAGGAGAGGGAUCCGCUGCUAGCAGCCAUGCAGAUCUUCCUGCCCCGUAUACAGCAGCUCGUCACCCAGCUAUUGCCUGACGGCACAAUCUUCUCUGUCCUCAUACAGAAACAGAUCCUCAAGAUCUUCCACGCACUCGUACAGUACUCCCUGCCUCUCCAGCUGAUUAAUAACACAGUCAUUACCCAGUGGAUGGAGCUCCUCAGGGCUGUUAUGGACAGAGAUGUCCCCCCAGAGACGUUGGAAGUGGAUGAGGAUGACCGUCCUGACUUGGUGUGGUGGAAGUGUAAGAAGUGGGCCCUACACAUCAUCACCAGACUGUUCGAGAGGUACGGAAGCCCAGGCAACGUGACAAAGGAGUACUUUGAGUUUGCGGACUUUUUCUUGAAGACGUACGCUGUAGGGAUCCAACAGGUCCUGUUGAAGGUGCUGGACCAACACCGACAGAAGCAGUAUGUCACGCCUCACGUCCUCCAGAAGUCUCUUAACUACCUGAACCAGGGCCUGUCUCACUCCCUCACCUGGAAACACAUGAAGCCACACAUGCAGACCAUCAGCCAAGAGGUGAUCUUCCCUCUAAUGUGUUACAAAGACGAGGAUGAGAAACUGUGGCAGGAGGAUCCUUACGAGUACAUCCGCAUGAAAUUCAAUGUGUAUGAUGACCAUGCCCUCCCUGCCACCGCCGCCCAGAGCCUCUUGUGUAAAGCAGCCCGCAAGAGGAAGGAGGUUCUUCCCCAGAUGAUGGAGUUCUGCCACCAGAUCAUGAUGGAGCCCUCUGCUGACCCCCGCAGGAAGGAUGGGGCGCUGCACGUUAUCGGCUCACUAGCCGAACUCCUACUGAAGAAGAGGGUGUACAGGGAGCAGAUGGAGCUGAUGUUACAGAAUUACGUUUUCCCUCUACUCAACUCCCCUCUGGGAUACCUCCGGGCCAGGUCGUGCUGGGUGCUGCAUUCGUUCAGCCCGCUGCGUUUCCAUAACGAGUUGGUCCUGAGGAAUGCGGUGGAGCUGGUCAAACAGGGCCUGGUAGCAGACAAGGAGAUGCCCGUCAAGGUGGAGGCUGCUAUCGCCUUGCAGACACUGGUCAGCAACCAGGAGCAAGCUAAGGUCUACAUCAGGCCCUACAUCCGGCCUGUCAUGCAGGAGCUGCUCCACGUCAUCAAGGAGACGGAGAACGAUGACCUCACUAAUGUCAUACAGAAGAUGAUCUGCGAGUACAACCAGGAAGUGGCUGUCAUCGCCGUCGACAUGACCCAGAACCUGGCCGAGAUCUUCACCAAGGUGCUACAGAGUGAAGAGUAUGAGGAGAGUGAAGACAAGACGGUGAUGGCUCUGGGGAUCCUCAGCACCAUAGACACCAUACUCACUGUUAUGGAGGACCACAAGGAGAUCACUCAGCAGUUGGAGGGCAUCUGUUUACAGGUGAUAGGCCUGGUGCUGCAGAAGCCCAUCAUAGGUAUGGCAGAGUUCUACGAGGAGAUUCUGUCCCUGGGGUUUGGGCUGACCUGCCAGACCAUCUCCCCUCAGAUGUGGCAGCUACUGGCGGUGCUCUACGAGGUCUUCCAGCACGACUGCUUUGACUACUUCACGGAUAUGAUGCCUCUUUUGCACAACUACGUUACCGUGGAUACAGACAUGCUCCUGUCCAACCCCAAAUAUUUAGAGGUCAUAUACAACAUGUGCAAAAAGGUGCUGACCAGUGAUGCAGGUGAGGAUGCAGAGUGCCACGCUGCUAAGCUGCUAGAGGUCAUCGUCCUCCAGUGUCGGGGGAGGGGCAUCGACCAGUGUAUCCCGUUGUUUGUGGAGGUUGUGUUGGAGCGGCUAACCAGAGGUGUGAAGUCCAGUGAGCUGAGGACCAUGUGUCUGCAGGUGGCCAUCGCUGCUCUCUACUACAACCCAGCCCUGCUCAUCCACACGCUGGACAACAUGCACUUCCCCCACACCCCACAGCCCAUCACCGCUCACUUCAUCAACCAGUGGAUGAAUGACACUGAGUUCUUCCUGGGGCUCCAUGACCGUAAGAUGUGUAUCAUCGGACUGAGUGUUCUGAUGGAGCUACCCUCCAGGCCAGUGGUGGUAGACGGGAUAGCGGCUCAGAUUGUCCCCAGCGUCCUGCUCCUCUUCCUGGGGCUCAAACACCUGUACUCCUCCCGCCUCAACAAGCCAGAUCUUCUGGUCUGUACUGGGGUACCGGAGGAAGACCAGAACGAGGAGAUCCCUAGUGAUGAGGACGAGGUGAAUGAGAACUGUAACGCCAUGAUGCAACAGCAGACUUGCACACGCGUAGGCCACAAGGACGAUGAGGAGGAGGAGGAUGAUGAAGACUACUGGGAUGAAGAAGGGCUGGAGGGGACACCCCUGGAGGAGUACAACACGCCUCUGGACUAUGACAAUGGAGAGGACGAGUAUCAGUUCUUCACCGCUGCCCUACUCAGGGUCCAGAACACUGACCAGCCUUGGUACCAGUCUCUGACCACGCCCCUCAGUGAUGACCAGAAGAAACAGCUGCAGGAGAUCUACAGCCUGUCCCAGCAGAGGAGGAGCACCGCUGCCAAGGGCCAAUGGUGAGGCAGAAGAGAGAGCUGUAAGAGACAUGGCUAGAGGCCUGGAUGGAAGGAGGAGUAGCAGCAGAGUUCUGGCCUGAUCUGAAGUGGAUUUAAAACACACCAAGAACUGUUUCAGACCAGAUCUAUCUAGACUUUACUGAUCCCACCAAGACUGGGCCAUCUAGAACCGUAACUGAACUCGGUGGAGACCCACCAGAGACCAUAACACCAGGACUUUACACUACACACUUUACGGUUCACAUCUCAGACCGUAAUUGGACCACACCCACCCCAGAGAGAGAGAGAGAGUGUGUGUGUGAGAUUGAUGUCCUGCUCUGUAUCACUGACCAGCGAAUUCAUCUUCUAGUGCAGUACAGUCCUUGGGUCUGUGAUUCUGUAACUGUGUGAAUGUAAGUAUUGUACACAAAAUCUCUGUUUCUCUAUAGCCUGACUUUUGUUUGGUCUCGAGAGGACUGGGCAGAUGUCCUUGGUUGCCAUGGCAUCAAUCAAAACCAUCAAUCAAAACCAUGUGUCAGUUAGUCUGAACCAAAGCUGUGGUUCUAAUGGAUGGACAGACAGGCAUGUUGGGGUGAAGGGUUAGAGGUCAGUGACCUUUAACCCACGGGGGGGUUCCUUUCACACUGAUGAAUUGUAAUAGGGGGCAAGAUGCUGGGAGGAGAGUGUUUGUUUGUCUUUGUUUUAUAUAACUGUUUUCAUUUAACUUAAGAAAAUCAUAAACGUUCAUGUAACAUCUA
Oncorhynchus masou masou (cherry salmon) is the source of this 3915-nucleotide messenger RNA. RefSeq names its product importin-8-like. Gene Ontology annotation, biological process: protein import into nucleus. Gene Ontology annotation, molecular function: small GTPase binding. The transcript is spliced from 25 exons. Lineage: Eukaryota; Metazoa; Chordata; Actinopteri; Salmoniformes; Salmonidae. The record is from RefSeq and is a predicted model, not a curated record. The coding region runs from base 123 to 3182 and encodes 1019 amino acids. Gene Ontology annotation, cellular component: cytosol; nuclear envelope.